Molecule: messenger RNA, 324 nt
Organism: Entrophospora sp. SA101
Lineage: Eukaryota; Fungi; Glomeromycota; Glomeromycetes; Entrophosporales; Entrophosporaceae
Source: the annotation of a GenBank genome assembly
AUGUUCAAAAUUCAAAGCUAUGCAUCCUGGAGUACAAGUGCUUCAAUUACUGAUUUCUCAAAUUUUGGACCUUGCGUUGACAUUUGUGCUCCCGGUAGAGAUGUUCCUUCACUUUUUCUUGGCACCACACCUGAGGAAUUAUCUGGUACAAGCCUCUCAUCUCCGCUAGUUGCGGGUGCUGUUGCUUUAAAAAUCAGUGCUUCUGGUAAUCUUAGUCCUUCAAAAAUGGCCGCUAAAUUAUUUUCUGAUAGUACCAAAAAUAUUAUUACAGGAUUACCAGCUGGCACACCAAAUAGAUUCUUAUUUGUUUCUCAAAAAAUAUGA